Molecule: messenger RNA, 2112 nt
Organism: Scleropages formosus (Asian bonytongue)
Lineage: Eukaryota; Metazoa; Chordata; Actinopteri; Osteoglossiformes; Osteoglossidae
Gene: pdhx
Product: pyruvate dehydrogenase complex component X
Exons: 11
Coding region: 21-1523 (500 amino acids)
Biological process (GO): pyruvate decarboxylation to acetyl-CoA
Cellular component (GO): pyruvate dehydrogenase complex; mitochondrion
Molecular function (GO): acyltransferase activity
Source: RefSeq, a predicted model, not a curated record
GCUGCUGUGAGGACACCAAAAUGGCGGCCUCCUGGUGGCUCGGUCGGCGGGGGACGGUGCUCGGCUUGACGUUAAUCAAACUUAAUUCUUCAGUGAAAAUACCGGCGUGUUCGUGGAUGCCGCGCAUGUGUCGGAGUCACUUGAGACAUAUUUUCCAGUCGCCAGCUUUCCUCGGGGUGCCCCCACUGAAGGUGGAGAUGCCCGCUCUGUCUCCCACCAUGGAGGAAGGCAACAUUGUCAAGUGGCUGAAGAAGGAAGGCGAAUCUGUGGCAGCGGGCGAUGCCCUCUGUGAGAUCGAGACCGACAAGGCAGUGGUCACCAUGGAGUCCAACGACGAUGGAAUUCUGGCCAAGAUCCUGAUGGAGGAGGGCAGCCGAGGAGUACGCCUGGGCACGCUCAUCGCCCUCAUGGUGGAGGAAGGGCAGGACUGGAAUCAGGUGGAGAUCCCUGCCACAGCUGAGGACAAAGCUGCAGCCACACCCUCUUCUCCAGGCCCCACCCCUGAUGUUGUGGCCCAGCCCCCUGUCCACCAGCCAGUCCCUAGCGGGAGGAGACCUGCACAGCUGCGGCUGAGCCCAGCUGCACGGCACAUCUUGGACACUCAUGGCCUGGAUCCCCAGAUGGCCAUGCCCACUGGGCCCCGGGGCCUUAUUACUAAAGAAGAUGCCCUGAACCUGCUGAAAAAGAGCGAUGCCAAGACUCCACCAGUGGCCAGAGAAGCCCCAGCAGCAGAGCGCCCCCGUGCCCCCACUCUGCCCACUGCACCAGCUUCUGGAAGACCCACAUACCCGCCAGUGUCCGUGCCGGGAAAGCCUGGAGCACCGGGCACCUUCUCGGACAUCCCAGCCUCCAAUGUGCGGCGUGUUAUCGCCCAGAGACUGACCCAGUCCAAGACGACCAUCCCUCACGCCUACGCCACGGUGGACUGCGACCUUGGCGCAGUGAUGCAGCUGCGCAAGGACAUGGCCAAAGAAGAGAUCAAGGUGUCUGUCAAUGACUUCAUCAUCAAGGCAGCUGCGGUCACUUUAAAGGAGAUGCCAGAGGUCAACGUGACCUGGGGGGGGGAGGGCCCCCAAGCACUAGAAUCUAUCCACAUCUCCAUCGCCGUGGCAACGGACCGAGGCCUCAUCACCCCCAUCAUCAGGGACGCUGCCAGCAAGGGAGUGCAGGAGAUCUCUGCCAACGCCAAGGUGCUGGCCCAGAAGGCCCGUGAGGGAAAGCUGCUUCCCGAGGAGUACCAGGGCGGUUCCUUCAGCAUCUCUAACCUGGGCAUGUUUGGGAUCAGCGGCUUCAGCGCAGUGAUCAACCCGCCCCAGGCCUGCAUCCUAGCCGUGGGCCGCUCGCGGAUGGAGCUGCGGCCACCGGCGCCCAGCGAGGAAGAAGGAGCUGCACUCCGCAGGCAGCAGCUCAUGACCGUGACGUUGUCCAGUGACGGGAGGCUGGUUGACGAUGAACUUGCGUCCCGCUUCCUGGACAGGUUCCGUGCCAACCUGGAGCAGCCACAGAGGAUGAGCCUCGCUUAGGGAGGGCCGUCGAGCAGGAUGGGGGAAAGGGGGCUGAGAUUGAGAACGAGGCAGGGGGCGCUGUUUGGCAGAAUGUUUCUGUUGGGUCACUAGAGCAUCCGCAUCUAGACUCCACCCACUUCAUAGAGCUGUUACAUUUCUGUUUUAAUUUGCAUAGCAGAUGGCUUUUCUUCAAAACUACGUGAGAAACGGACAAUCUGCCCCACUGGUUGUUUUCACUUGAGCACAGUCCAGCUCGAGGGGCACAACGUCAACUUUCCUCCUGCGUACUGAACCUCUGACCGUCUGGUCCCUUUCAGUCGAACCCUCAUGUGAUUCACAGAUGCUCUCCUAUGUAUCAUGGCAUUGCUUACUGUGUGGCUCCCAUUGGCACUUUAUUGUCCUCCUCAAGUGUCGCUAUUACUGUAGUUUUCGAGGCUUUGCUGUGAUUGGUGGCUCCCACCGAACCAUUCUGCCAUUUUGGCUGUGUAACAGCAGGGAUGUGUGUGUCGCUGCAUUUCGAACGUGUAUAGUUUCUUCUCUCAAACACUGUUCUAUUUAUUCACAUUGACCCAUGUGAGCUGCAAACAAAUAAAAAAACAAUACUUAA